AUGUUGAGUCUCACAUCCUUCGUCGACAAUCUUAAGAUGAAGUUCUCGUCAGCGAUUGUAACGUCAUUAUUAUGCGCCAGCACAUUCGUCUCAGCACUACCACCACGACAGCCUGCAGAUUCAGUCCUGAUAGAGAGGAUACCAUCGGCUGACUCAUUCGAUGGCGCGAAAUAUACCGAGCUAGAAAAGAGAAGAGGUGGUGGCGGUGGACGUGGAGGUGGCAGUAGCAGUGGCGGCAGAGGUUCUUCCAGUUCUGGAGGCCGAGCCAGCUCAUCUUACUCCUUCUCGCCCUCGUCGAAUCUAGGUGGUAGAACCCGCGACGGUUCAGGAACACCUCCGUCUUAUGGCGGACGAUAUGCCGGUGGUGCUGCCGUACCUUACCAAGCAGGUGCAAGGAGUCCGACAAGAGGCGUCGCCCCUUUCCUCCUGCCAGUGGCAGCGAUUGGUUUCUUCCCUCUACUUUGGCUAUACCCUGUCUACGCAUAUCCUUAUGUCGGAUAUGGUGGUUACCGCUGGUACGAGGACGGCAGAAAUCGAACAGCCAACGUCACAUGUCUUUGCCAGCAGUACUCUGUAUGUGGCUGUGAUCCAGAUCCAGAAGGCAACCAGACAGCACUAGCCCUUACCCUGACAGACGGCGCUGGCUCAGGUGCACCUGUAAACACCACACAAGUCAGAGUUGUCGAUUUUGGAGACGGAAAUACAACAGCCUAUAUCAACGGGACCCUCGACAAUGGUACCACUGCUGCUGGCGGCACAGACCCAAGCAAUGAGAGCCAGAUCUCCGCUGCUGUACAACUCAUGGCGAACUACGGUGGUUACUGGGUGGCUGCUGCUGUGGCCAGCUUGUUUUUGACAGUGGCGUGA
This is a messenger RNA of Lithohypha guttulata, 867 nucleotides long. RefSeq lists its product as uncharacterized. The record is from RefSeq and is a predicted model, not a curated record. The coding region runs from base 1 to 867 and encodes 288 amino acids. NCBI's taxonomy places the organism in Eukaryota, Fungi, Ascomycota, Eurotiomycetes, Chaetothyriales, Trichomeriaceae. The transcript is spliced from 2 exons.